Messenger RNA from Ambispora gerdemannii, 723 nucleotides. NCBI's taxonomy places the organism in Eukaryota, Fungi, Glomeromycota, Glomeromycetes, Archaeosporales, Ambisporaceae. The record is from the annotation of a GenBank genome assembly.
AUGAUAAAUAGUUGCCUGAGCGGGAGUAAUGGUUUUGCUCUUGGUCCGAGAAGUAUCAAAGAUAAAAUUGACAAAAUAAAAAAUGAAUCUGAUUUUUACGAAAAUGCUCCUUUCCUUACUCUAGCCAAAGAAUUGUUAAAGUUAGUCAAAGAAAAUAAAGUAGAAGUAAUUUUCCUCUCGGCUUAUGACAAAAGGGCUUUUCUAGACGGCGAUCCCCGCAAGAAAAAAAUAUUUCGAGAAACUUUUGAAAAUGCUCCUGAUUGCGAGGUAGUAAUAGACGAUAAUCCUAAUAUUCUCAAAAGUGUAAUAGAAAAUAAUGAUAAAAUAAUUGUCAUUGCCCCUUUUUAUUCGACUAUUAAGCACCACCAAAAGGUCUUGUUAAUUAAGACUUCGUUAAGUUCUCUUACCGUAAUUACCGGUCCCAUGUUUGCUGGCAAAACCAGUCUGCUAACUGAAAAAUAUCAUCAGUGCAAAAAUUACCAACCAUGUUUAGUGUUUAAGCCUGUUAUUGAUAAGCGCUAUAGUUUGAAUGAUAUAAUUUCUCACAGCGGAGAAAAAAUCGCGGCCAUUUCUAUUACUGAUAUUGCCGAAAUAGAACAAUAUAAAGAACAAGAGGAAAAUAUUUUUAUUGAUGAAAUACACUUUUUUAAGUCUGAUAUAGUGCCUUAUUUAGAAGAAUUAGCCAAACAGGGUAAAAAAAUAAUAGUGACUGGCUUAGAUUGA